This is a messenger RNA of Biomphalaria glabrata, 2859 nucleotides long. Its product is annotated as cytochrome P450 2J2-like. Gene Ontology annotation, cellular component: intracellular membrane-bounded organelle; cytoplasm. Bases 346 to 1848 code for a protein of 500 amino acids. Gene Ontology annotation, molecular function: heme binding; iron ion binding; oxidoreductase activity, acting on paired donors, with incorporation or reduction of molecular oxygen, reduced flavin or flavoprotein as one donor, and incorporation of one atom of oxygen. NCBI's taxonomy places the organism in Eukaryota, Metazoa, Mollusca, Gastropoda, Planorbidae. The transcript is spliced from 2 exons. Gene Ontology annotation, biological process: xenobiotic metabolic process. The record is from RefSeq and is a predicted model, not a curated record.
CUUGUUUUUUUUUUUUGUUUAUCCUUAUACUUUGUAUUGAACAAUUACUAAUAUAAAUUAAAAACUCCUGAGUGCACUGUGUGCUAGCUGGGGAACCACUGAACUUUAUAUAACCAUGAAAUGUAAACAGACUCCACAGCCUAUAACUUAUGAAGCUCAGAGCCAUUGCUUCGUUAAAAGUAGGUCACAUACUGGGUUACUUUUUGUAACAACAAAGCGGGUCACGUACUGUAAAAAUACGUCGCCUAUAUAAUCUUAAACAAAAAGCACAUUGUACAAUUCAACAUCGUCCAUCGUCACUGACUUGCAUGUUGUUAUUUUCUUGAGUUGGAAGCAAGAUUAAAAAUGCUCGAGAGUGUGAUGUCAUGUCUAGAUGUUUCAUCGUGUCUAAUUGGACUGUUCAUUUUAUUGUUGGCUAUGUUCUUUAGGUCACGCAAGCCUAAAAACUUACCCCCUACACCGGGCACAGCCCUGCCCUUUGUGGGGCACUUGUACAUGCUGGAGAAAAAUCCAAGGCAACAGUUUAAACAGUGGGCAGAGCAAUUCGGAAGCAUGUUUACACUAAAGAUGGGUCCAAACACCGCAGUUUUCAUCAACACACUGGACACCCUCAAGGAAGCUUUUAUCAAACAAGGAGAUUAUUUUUCUGACAGACCAAAUAAUUUAUUUGCAGUUAAAUUUUCUCAAAAUUUCGAUAAAGGACUUGUUCUGUCAUCAGGAUCCUACUGGAAAUCUCAAAGAACAACAUCUUUGGCAAUCCUCCGUAACUUUGGCAUGGGGAAAAAUAUUUUGGCGGAAAAAAUCAUCGAGGAAAUAUCCUUCUUUACGAAAGAGCUUGCCAGAAAAAACGGUCAACCCUCUGACAUAAGAAAUCUUACGAAUAUGAGCAUCUCUAACAUCAUCUGCUCCAUCAUUUUCGGAAAACGUUUUGAGUUUGGAGAUGAGAAAUUCACAGAACUUGUUCAGAUGUUUAACGAAGCAGUGAAAGCUAAUUCUGCUGAUCUAAUAUUAAACUUUGUACCUAUCCUGUACUAUCUUCCGUUUGAUUUCUUUAAGGGUAAACGUCUGCUUGAAAUAAUUGGCCAACUUCGCCAGUUUGAUUUCGAGAAGAUUAGAGAGAUCAAAAAGUCCUAUGACCCAGAUAAUCUAGAUAAUUACAUCGUGGCGUAUAUAGAUGAAAUGAGAAAAGAAGCGAGCUUAGACCAAAAAAGUUAUCUGGACGAAAUUUGUUUGGCUCGCAACAUUGACAACUUGUUCAUAGCUGGCACAGAAACUACAAGCACAACAAUAAUGUGGUGCCUGUUGUACAUGUUGCACUAUCCUGAAGUUCAACAAAGAAUUUAUAAAGAAAUAGUUGAACAGAUUGGAACAGAACGUCCACCGAACAUAACAGACAAAAGCAACUUGAAAUACUUGACAGCUGUGAUCAUGGAAGUUCAAAGAAAGGCCAGCAUUGUGCCUCUAGGGCUUCCUCAUCUGUGUAACAAAGACACAACACUAGCAGGUUACAACAUUCCGAAAGGCACCAUCGUAAUGCCGAAUCUGGACGCCAUUCAUGCAAGUAAAGAAAUCUGGGGAGAUCCUGAAACGUUUCGCCCAGAAAGAUUCCUGGACGACAAAGGAAACGUAAUGACCAGAGAGGAAUUGAUGCCUUUCUCUAUUGGAAGGAGAAAAUGUCUUGGAGAGUCUUUGGCUAAAAUGGAGUUGUUCUUGUUUUUAUCGAGCUUGUUUCAACAGUUUGAAUUCCUUCCAGCUUCUCCUGACAAGGUUCCUCCAUUGACUAAAACAUGGGGAGGAGUUGCUGCUUCGGAACCUUUUGAAAUACGAUGUGUGGAAAGAAACAAAUGAGUCAGAAGUACAGGAGCUAAUUGUGCAUUCUGCAUAUAUCGAAAUUAUAAUUCUGUCUACUGUUGGAAAUGUCAUUAGUUAUUGUAUGAACCUUAUUAUUUCUUUUCGUCCCUUAAUCUCUUUCUCUUUGCUCUCUCUCUAGUUUUCUUACUUUAUCUUUUUAUUUACAUCAUCUUAUAUCAUCUCAUUUUGUCAGUCUGUCUAUAUGUCUGUCUGUCUGGUAAAAGUUUGUAUACGCUAUUUAUAUUAAUAAUAAUUAUCUUUUUUUUUUGCGAACGUAGGAAAAUAAUGCAGUAUUCACAAAUACAGCUAACUAUGUGGGUUUUGUCCCCUUAGAUAAUUAACAUAGACAUUAAUAAAUAUAGACUGGCCAAUUAAAGAGUUUUAUGAAACGAAAAUUUGUGACUUGCAAUUUUGUGUACUGUAUUAUAAAGCAUUUAUGAGCAGUAUAAAAGUGUUUUUUUAACUUUGAUACACACCUAUAUAUAUUGUAAAUAAGGAGGCAGUGUAGCUUUGUUUAAUCUCUAAGAAUGAAGAUCAUGCAACUUUUCAUAAUUCGGAAAUCCGAAUACAAUAGAUAUACAUGUUUUCAAGUUACAUGAAGUUACUUCCUUUUUCCAGUCUAUAUUUAUUUAUGUCUAUGAUAAUUAAACAAUUAAUUUCUCCCAAUACAAUUUUCGGAUCAAACUGAAACUUAAAACCAUUAUUUAUUGUACCUAUCAAAACAUGACUCGAUUAAAACAUUAACCCACUAAUCAAUUCAUUAUUAUCAUUAAUUAUUAUUUUUGAUAUGGAAUAAAAGAAAGAGCUUCUACAUUACUGAGAGAUAUAGUUGAUUUCCCUUAGAUAAGCUUUUUUUUUUUUUAAAAAAAAAGGACUUUUUUUUAUUUUAAUUGUUGCUUUAUCUCUUUCUUUUCCAUCAUUUUUUUUCGUCUGUCUCAUUCUCUUGGUUUCUUUCUAUUCUAUUUUUUUCUUUCUUUUCUCUUCUUACUCUUUUUCUAGAGAUUUACA